AUGGCCACGGCAUUCAAAAUGACGGUUGACACCAAUAGGAGAACCAGCGACCAGAGGACCGAGAACCCGUCGGCGUCAUAUGAACCGUCCUCAGCGGUCCUAACAAGGUUCGACAGCGCUGACUUAGCGUUUAAUGAGGAUGACGCCAACGGGGUUCACUUCCCCCACAAUGACGCCUUGGUGGUAGAAGCCAUAAUUGGAAAUCACACCGUAUGCCAAAUCCUGGUGGACAAUGGGAGCUCAGUAGACCUCCUAUACUCCGACUGCCUAGAAAAUAUGGGUAUCCCGAAGGAGCAAUUGGAAAAAACCUCCAGGCCACUGUACGAUUUCACUGGGGACUCCGUCAUCCCUCAGGGGACAAUCCGGCUGCCUAUAACUGCCGGGGAGAAAUCUCGACAAGCCAUUAUAAUGGCCAAUUUUGUGGUGAUAAAGGGAUGCUCCAAAUACAAUGUCAUCAUUGGGAGGCCGACCCUUCAGGCGUUGAGGACAAUAACCUCCAUCUACCACCAGAAGGUCAAAUUCCAUACCCCAAACAGUGUAGGUGAAAUAAAGAGCAACCAGUACGAGGCUAGGGUUGCGUAUUCUGAUGCCUUGCGCGGAUAUGAUCAGCCAGGGAGGCAGGAGGCCAGAAUGGUCUAUCAAGGCGCCAGUGAGGACAUAGACCCCAGGGUUCAAGAAGAGGCCACAUGGGUGGAAGUCGAGAGCUUCCUCAAGAAGAACCUGGAUGCCUUCGCCUGGAAUCAUGCGGAUAUGGAAGGGAUCAACCCAGAAGUCAUAUGCCAUUCUUUGAAUAUUGACCCCUCAUAUCCCCCUAAACGCCAGAAGCACCGACCAAUGAACCUGGAGAGGUACGAGGCAUUGAAAGAAGAGGUCAAUAAGUUAAUCAACAACGGUUUCAUUAGGGAGGCCUAUUACCCACGAUGGGUCUCAAACCCCAUUUUGGUGGUCAAACCUAACGGAACAUGGAGAACAUGCAUCGACUUCAGUGACCUCAACAAAGCCUGCCCAAAGGAUGGUUUCCCGCUCCCUCGAAUAGACCAAAUGGUCGACGCCACUGUAGGGCAUGAGAUGCUGAGUUUUAUGGAUGCCUACUCCGGAUACAACCAGAUCCCUAUGCAUCCAACCGACAAGGAGCACACAUCCUUCAUAACCGAUAGAGGCUUCUACUGUUGA
Molecule: messenger RNA, 1173 nt
Organism: Morus notabilis
Lineage: Eukaryota; Viridiplantae; Streptophyta; Magnoliopsida; Rosales; Moraceae
Exons: 3
Coding region: 1-1173 (390 amino acids)
Source: RefSeq, a predicted model, not a curated record